This is a messenger RNA of Trichoderma citrinoviride, 804 nucleotides long. RefSeq lists its product as hypothetical. Lineage: Eukaryota; Fungi; Ascomycota; Sordariomycetes; Hypocreales; Hypocreaceae. The transcript has a single exon. Gene Ontology annotation, molecular function: antiporter activity. The annotation marks the transcript as partial. Gene Ontology annotation, biological process: GDP-fucose import into Golgi lumen; protein O-linked glycosylation via fucose. The record is from RefSeq and is a predicted model, not a curated record. Gene Ontology annotation, cellular component: Golgi apparatus.
GCAUGGAUUGCGCUUCUCCCACUCACUGCCGCUCGACUUGUCGGCAUUCUGGCAAAGACGUACUGCCUGGCCUCAGUUAAUGCCUCCGUCUACCAGAUUGCUCGGGGACUUCUCCUUCCCUUCACCUUGAUGUUGUCGCUCCUCGUCCUUCGACCACGCCCAUACUACCCGCCACUGUCGCUUGCCGGAUGCGCCUUGGUCAUGGCCGGCUUUGGCGCCGGAAUGGCUUCCGACUACAGCCAGAUGCUGACCAGUGGCAAGGGCGUCUUUCUGGGAGUCAUUUCGAGCUUCACUACGGCCGUCGAGUCAGUCGUCGUCAAGCGCUUUCUAGGGAAGAGCAGCGAAGGCAUGUGGCAGAUGGUCUGGAUGUCCAACGUCAUGGCUUGUGCGUUUUAUGCGCCACUGCUCCUCUUGUCCGGCGAGAUGGGAACCACCAUGGCUCUCUUCAGCUCGACGGCAACAGCUGAGGUCUCGGCCAGCGCUCGCCAGUUCCUGGGCACCGCCGUGCUUACCGGCGUGGCUGGGUUCCUGCUCACGAUAGCCACGUUCAUGCAGAUCGAAGUCACCAGCCCAACAACUCACAUGAUUGUCACCGCCGCACGAGGUGUCGCCCAAAGUGCCAUCGCCGUCGUAGCUCUUCGAGAGCCAAUCACCGCCAAUCGUGCCGGCAGCAUGGCACUUAUUUUGGGCGGGAGUGCCUUGUACGGGUGGGCGAAAGACCGUUUCGCACACAGCAAGAAAGGAAGCUAUCUGCCCGUUGCUCAAGACGCCCAGCUAGAGAACUUGAACAAAGAGGGUCGUUAG